Molecule: messenger RNA, 448 nt
Organism: Solanum verrucosum
Lineage: Eukaryota; Viridiplantae; Streptophyta; Magnoliopsida; Solanales; Solanaceae
Exons: 3
Coding region: 16-255 (79 amino acids)
Biological process (GO): protein secretion; intracellular transport
Source: RefSeq, a predicted model, not a curated record
GAAUUUACAAGUACUAUGCUCAUUUUCUUCUGCUGGUAUUUUCAGUCGGCACUCUUCAAUUUCCACUCCUUUUUGACAGUAGUGCUGUUAGGGAUUUGUACAUGCACUUAUGUGAAGAUGCAUUUUCCUGCACUUCUUGAACAGAGAACUGGGUUUCGAGGUUUCUUUUGGAAGGCUGCUAGAAUAGGUGAACGGUUGAGUCCUUGGGUGGCAGUGGGCUGCUUGACGAUGGGUGUUUCAAUAAUCUUCUUCUGAGAGAACAACUGUUUGUAAUUCAUGAGCGUACACUCUCAGCUGGGCUUAAAUUAGCACUUGAAUCUGUUUUUCAUCAAAUGAUCUGUUCGAUUAAAAGAUGGCACGAAGCUUGAUGUGAGACCAACACUACUUUCUUGAUCAUGAACUGAGUUUUGUCGUGUGGAAUUUUGGAUUGUGACAAUGUUGGACUCUC